Molecule: messenger RNA, 1138 nt
Organism: Ostrinia nubilalis (European corn borer)
Lineage: Eukaryota; Metazoa; Arthropoda; Insecta; Lepidoptera; Crambidae
Exons: 5
Coding region: 349-999 (216 amino acids)
Source: RefSeq, a predicted model, not a curated record
CAACUUAGAUAGCAAUUAUUAAUCCCAUAAAAAGUAUAUCAAAUUAAAGAUCUUUAUCAUCGUAUAUUAAUUAUGUGAUGAAUCCAUAAUCCUGAGCAUAUUUGGAAAAUUGCUGACGAGAAAAUGAUAAGUUAUAACUCAGAAUGUGGGAGCAAUCAGUCAGUUGGAUAACUAUUCGAAAUGAGAUAUAAGUUAGCACAUAAUAUCCAUUCCCUGCUACACGUGUAUCACGUUAAUUCUGACGCUUAUGUAAAUCAUACGACGUCGAAACAGUUUUUUGGAGUUAUUCGAAAUAUUUUAUUCGCUUAUUGGAUCUGAAGCUGACAUACACACUUUUAUUGCUGAAUCAUGGUAAUAAUUGUGUUGAUGUUAUGUCUCUUCGCAACUCCUGUUUACUUAGAAACGUUUCCGAUUAAAAAUGAAGAGGAAUUCCGAACGAAACGGCAACUAAACUCUUUACCCUUAAUUUAUCCUUAUGGAGCUACAUACAAGUUCAUCAUCGGCAUCAGCUGUCCCAUAGCGAACCGGGACAACAUCCAAGUGGCCUUCGCUGCCAACUUCCAGUACCAGUACCUACAUUUCACGAACAUCUCGCAGCUGUCCCAGUAUUACCCCAUCAAGACGGUGUCCCGGGAACAGAGGGACGCAGAUUGGCAGCAUAGGAGGGACGAGCGGAUCGUCUUCUAUAGGUCAUUGACUGAGAUGCUGAAUUCCAAAGGCAUGAAUGGAUACGAUUGCGUGCUGCGCGCGAUAUGCGAGGCGGCGCAAUAUCCGGUCGAUGAGGAGGGGCUGGUGGGGGAGAUAUUGCACAUCAUUUUAACUCCAGAUUACGGGCAUACGCCCUUCGAUGACGUGGACCCGCACUGGGAGGAGGCCAUAUCUGAGUACAAGGACGCCGCCAUUGCUGGGAGGCAGAUGUUCGACUGUGCCUCCAUCUACGAGGGAUGUCCAGAGGGCCAGGGAGUGAUGGAACUCAUAUCUGUGCUUAGAGAUGCGUGAAUAAAUUGUCAUGAUGUCACAAUGGGUUGAAGUUACAGAAGGACUUUUUUAAGCCAUUAUUUAAGCUGAAAAUGUUUGGUGUUAUUGACAACUGUUAGUUCCUGCUUAAGAGUUACUAUAUAAAAAACUAUUAAUAGAA